Sorghum bicolor (sorghum) is the source of this 1357-nucleotide messenger RNA. RefSeq names its product plastidial lipoyltransferase 2. Gene Ontology annotation, biological process: protein lipoylation. Gene Ontology annotation, molecular function: lipoyl(octanoyl) transferase activity. NCBI's taxonomy places the organism in Eukaryota, Viridiplantae, Streptophyta, Magnoliopsida, Poales, Poaceae. The record is from RefSeq and is a predicted model, not a curated record. Gene Ontology annotation, cellular component: mitochondrion.
AUGGCCCAACGAUCCUCCGUGGGCCGGAUCCUGCUUCCAAACCGCACGAGCCUCCGACGCCGAGCGUUGCGCUCGCCUCGGCGCCUCCGCCCAUCGCCGCCGGCGCACGGGGAGCAUCAAAGGGACCGUACCCGUCGCGCGCGCCCCCAUCGCCACGCGUGCAACGAGGCUGGCGCCGUCGCCAUGGCCCUGCUGCCGUCACCCCUCUGCUCCCCGUGCCACCACCGGGCCGCGCCCGCGCCCUUGCCGGCGCCCACUGCCGCCUCGGCGCGCCACCGGAGGGGAAGCCUGCGCCUCGCUGCGGCCGGCUCCCGCUCAGGCCCUACCGCCGAGACGAAGCCCCGUCCCACCUCCGCCGACAGGAGGAGGUGCGAAUGCUUUGACCUCCAUCGGCAGUUAAUUCCUUAUGCUGAGGCUUACUGUUGGCAGAAGUCUAUCGUUGAGAGGAGGAAAGGGUUGAUAGACACCCGCGAAGACCACUCUGACACCUUGAUUGCUUUGCAACAUCCACCAGUUUAUACGUUGGGCACUGAUAGCAAGAAGGAAUACCUCCAUUUCGACAAGGAAGAUGCUCCUUUCGAGAUUCACCAUACUAAUCGUGGUGGGGAAGUGACGUACCAUGGCCCUGGACAGCUUGUUAUGUACCCGAUUAUGAAUUUGAAGUAUCACAAAGAGGAUGUUCGCUGGUACUUCAGGUCACUUGAAGAAGUGAUCAUCCGUGCACUGAAAUCCGCCUUCUCUAUCAAGGCAACAAGAGUAGAAGGUCUCACUGGUGUUUGGGUUGGGGAUCAGAAAGUUGCUGCGAUAGGGAUUCAUGGUUCGCGGAUGAUAGUUUAUCAUGGUCUCGCACUAAAUGUCACAACUGACCUAGCUCCGUUUAAAAUGAUUGAUCCUUGUGGCAUAAAGGACCGUGGCGUGGGGAGCAUUAAGGAGAUACUACAGAAGGCAUCUGGUGCAAGAGAAAUUGAUGAUGCAUCACUGAUGGAUACAGCAUAUGAUUCCAUGAUGAAAGAGUUUGCUGAACUUUUCCAACUCAGUCUAGACUUCAGCCCUGAUUGCAGUUUCCAGUAAAGACAACAAUUUCAACUAACCGUAUGAUGUUCUAGUCUGGACGAAAUGUUUGCCACAGCCUUUCAUGCUGAAUCAUUCUAUGUUGUAGUAUAGCACAUCCACCUUUCAGGCGCAGGAUAUCUCUGGAAUCUGGAGUAGUCGUGUCGGUUUCUCGUCAUGGGCUCUCCGGUGUUUAUAUAGCAUCAAUGCUCUCUCUUUUUUUUUUCUUGGUAUGCAACAGUGUAUACUUACCGAUUCUUCCAUUUUACCCGGUAAUAAUAUCCCAUUGAGCGUUUAAAAUUGUGUA